This is a messenger RNA of Telopea speciosissima, 504 nucleotides long. RefSeq names its product mannose-specific lectin-like. Bases 1 to 504 code for a protein of 167 amino acids. The record is from RefSeq and is a predicted model, not a curated record. The transcript has a single exon. Lineage: Eukaryota; Viridiplantae; Streptophyta; Magnoliopsida; Proteales; Proteaceae.
AUGGCCGCCAUUUCUAUCCAUCCCUUCCAACCCCUCAUUAUUUCUACUCUCCUCUACUUCUUCCUUGGCCUCCUCAUCAACAACCCAACAGGUUGUGAGGCUGAGAACAUCUUGUAUGGCAACGAAUCUCUCAAUAAUGGCGAAUCACUCGAAUAUGAUAACUAUAGAUUUAAAAUUCAAGAAGACUGCAACUUGGUUCUCUACCAGGGUGAUUCAGCAAUAUGGGCUUCUAACACUGAUGGAAAGGGCCAAAAUUGCUAUUGUCGGAUGCAAUCGGAUGGGAAUCUUGUCAUCUAUGAACCUGGUGAUCCCGAUCGAGCAGUCUGGGCCAGCAACACUGAUCGUGACAGUGGCAACUAUGUUCUUAUACUUCAGAAAGAUGGCAAUGUGGUUAUCUACGGCAGUGCAAUUUGGGCUACUGGCACCUCGGCACAAUUUGGUACAAUGAAUUGGUUGGGGAUAAUUGGAUCAGAUGAGCCAAAACGUAACAUUAGCAAAAAUUAG